Molecule: messenger RNA, 7316 nt
Organism: Sus scrofa (pig)
Lineage: Eukaryota; Metazoa; Chordata; Mammalia; Artiodactyla; Suidae
Gene: TMOD1
Product: tropomodulin 1
Biological process (GO): pointed-end actin filament capping; actin filament organization; muscle contraction
Cellular component (GO): myofibril; cytoskeleton; striated muscle thin filament
Molecular function (GO): tropomyosin binding
Source: RefSeq, a predicted model, not a curated record
GGCAGUGCAGUGCGUAAAGCAAGAUGCCCUCCUGCCCAAGGUUCCCCCGGGGCGCGGCUGAGCAGAAGUGAGGGCAUCUCCUUGCCAUGAAAGAUUUCAAAGCGCAUUUGGUUCUCCAGGAGCUUCCGUGCCUCAGAGCUGUCAUUUCUGAAGCUUCCUGAUGGAUGGCCUGAGCCCUCGGCCCACUCAUUUUUACUCUCCAACCUGCCAAGGUUGACUUCCUGGCACAGUUUGUGGGCAAUUGUUUUUCCUAUGUAGCAGCAGCUUAAGGCUCCUGCCAUUGGGAAGCAGGAAGGCCAGAUAGGCCGUUAGCGUGAAAUACACACCAGAUUCGGAAGAUGGCAGUUUUUAAAGGUGUUUUACAGGCGUCAAGGGUCCGUGUCUUUUCCUCACCAGCUCUUACUCAGGAACUCUUUAUAAAGCAGGCAGCAACAGCGGCGCCGUGCUGCUUCGGGCAGGCCCUCCGGGAGUCCUGGCAGCAGCAUCACCUCCUCCUGCCCAUCCUUCCCUCUUGGUUUCCUGCCCUCCCACAUCUGUCCAUUUUCAAGUACGGAAACAGGGGCUGCGAGAAUUGAAAAGGCGGGCCUGAAGUUCCAAGGACAUUAGAUGAAAACCCAAGGGUGCUCCUGUCCUUCUAGUCCCCUGGGGCCACGACAAGAAGACACAGGUCCUUUCAUUACUGUCUGAUGACAGUGUAUGGAGUGGGGGGUGGGGGGCGCGACCCUGCAGCCGUGCGACGGCAGCGUCAUAAUAGUGACUAAUAUUUGCGGAGCCCGAACUGACCACACCCCGCCCCAGGCUUUUGCACCUUAUCUGCUUGCUGCCACUUAAUCCUCAGAGCUCCCCUGUGGGGUGAGCACUGUUACCCUCUCACCAUAUAGAUGAAGAAACUCAGGCCAGUGAUGUGCAGCUUUCUAUUUCAGCAGCUGAAUCCUUUGUUCAAGGGAAGUUUUACAAGGAACCCCCAAUUAAUCAGGCAGGUCCAGGGCGAACCUGCUUGCUGAGCCUCUCCCACUCACCCCCUUGCGGGGGCUCUGGAGAAGCUGUCUCAGAGCCUGGGAUCCCCCCUGAGCACAGUUUAAAGACCACCCAAGGUGGGGGGCAAGCGGGGGGACAGGUUCUAAGCAGAAUUUCCCAGUCCAUUUAUGCUCAUUUUACAGAUGAGCAAACUGAGGCCCGGAGGAGGGGAGGGAUUUAACGAGGGUCACCCAGGGAGUUAGAGCCACAACGGAUGCUCUGGCCAGAGUUCUCUGAAUCUCAGGCCUGUGUCCAUCAGUGAUACCUCUUUUACCAGAAAACAGAGGCCUUUUACUAACAGCUAAAAUGCCAUCUCUUCCAAGCCGUCUUUUUUUUUUUUUUUUUAAUGAUUUUUAUUUUUUUCCCAUUGUAGCUGGUUUACAGUUUUAUGUCAGUUUUCUACUGUACAGCAAGGUGACCCAGUCACACACACAUGUAUACAUUCUUUUUACUCACAUUACCAUGCUCCAUCAUGAGUGACUAGAUAGAGUUCCCAGCCCAAGCCCAAGCCCAGCUUGCAGUGGACUCUGUUAACACGCUCCUUUCACCCCCUCCUGCCCCAUCUCCCCACCACCUCCCAGUUGUCCUCCCAUAACCAAUCACAGGGGAAUCUCGCUUUAGAGAAACCAUCCCCAAGAGCCAAGUGGAUGAGUGUGGCUUGAAGCUGACAGCUUCAUAGUUUACCUUAGGCGUUCUCCGUUCCGCUCAGCUUAUUUAAUGUAAUGCCUCAUCACGCUGUAAUAUUCACAGGACACUUGACAUUAGAAAGGGCCUUUUAAAUCCUCUGAAAUAGGACUUUCAAGUUCAUUGGCACCUGGGAGGGUGUAAGUGGAACAUUAAGCUUCCUGUGCAUGCUAAGAGGGAGCCUCCUGCAGGAAACGUAAUGAUGGCCUCCCUCAGGGUGGCCUCUCCAAGGUGGCUUGCCACCCAGCCCCAUCCCACCUCCUCUCUUCUUGCUCCUCCCUGCCCCCUUGUCCCCACUGGCUUUGCCAUGGAUUCCUCUCUCCCCGAAACCUGGCUCGUCCCUUCUCCACGUCCACGACUUUUCUUAAGGGUUUUAGUGCAAACCAUCUAGAAGAAAUAAGUCGGCUGGCCAAGGUAACAAGCAUGGGACACUCCCAGGGUCCCAAAACUGUCCCAGCUGGCCCCAUUCCCCAUCCUUUCUUGUUGCGUCUGACGGGCUCCUUCCUGUGAUCUGGAGGUGAGUCUAAGGCUAUGUUUCCUAAGACUUGUGGUGCGAGACUCCAACUCCAGGAGCGGUUUCUCAGAGGCGUGGUUUCAUGGUCCAAGGCAGGGGGUGUCCUGCUUGUCCCCUCCCCCACUCAGCGACCACCAUCUGAUGUGGGGAAGCACAACAGUUUUGAGAAGUCAGGCAGCCCAGAGUCCUGUGCAGGUUCAUACAACCCAAGACUGGUUUGAGCACCAGAAAUGUGUUUGGCAGCCCACCUAAGAGCUGCUAGUUCAGAGGGUCUCCCUGAAUUGGUUCUGGAAGCCUCCGAGCCCUUUGCUAGGGUCCUCCUGGCCCUGGCAUAGAGAUCAUAGGGCUUCUCCUGGCUCUACUCAGGAAAAUCCAAAUUAGGUUAUUCUCUGAGAGCCUUCAGGAAGGGUUGUUUUUUUUUUUUCUUCAUCUAUACCAGAGCAUUGUCAGCUGCUUGUGCUUUCUUUGGAAGUAAAUAGAAAUGAAUCAAGGGGGGCCCAUUUAUGGUCUGAACAUUGCAUUCUUGGGGUCUGGUCAAGGGAAGACGUCAGGCCAAGCUGAGCCGUUCUGAGCAUAAAGGAUGGUGUUUUCUGUAUUUGGGAAGCAAGUCCUCUCUUAUCACGCCAGCUGUCACACGCUCAGAUUUCUCCUGCAAAUAUGCCCACACAUGCACACACUUACAUUCAUAACACCUAUCCCUGCUUUCUGAAACACAGGCUUCUUCUGGGAGCCGAGUGGACUUUGGGUUUAAUUUGCUUUUUAUUACUUGCAUUGUUUUUCGUUAACAGCGCAUCCCAGCUUUCCAAUGGAUGAGCUGGUUGUCUUUUCCUAGUGGUUGUUUCUCUCUGGAAAAUUCCAUCAGUCAUUUCACAGCUGAGUCAUGGGUUUUGUCUGUGUUUGUUUGCAUCAGGGUCUAAAACCACACGCUGCUGGGAAGAAGGUUAUAUUGAUUGUAUUCGUUUGCUGGGGCAGCCCUAACGAAGCACCAGGCACUAGGCCUCUCCUGGUGGUUGGCUGGUCAUCGUUGGUGUCCCUUGGCUUGUAGAAGCAUUCCCCCCAACUCUGCCUUCAUCCUCACAGGUGUUCUUCCCAUGGGCCUGUCUGUCCAAAUUUCCCUUUUUUGUAAGGACACCAGUCCAGUUGGAUUAGAGGCCCUCUCUGGCCCGACCUCGUCCAAACUUAACAUCUGCAGCCAGCCCCGUUCCAAGUCACAUCACCUUCUUACUUGGAAUGUGGUGCUGGCUUACUGAGGUACCAGGGGGCUUAGAACUUCAACUUAUGGGAGUUCCCGUCAUGGCACAGUAGUUAACGAAUCCGACUAGGAACCAUGAGGUUGCGGGUUCCAUCCCUGGCCUUGCUCAGUGGGUUAAGGAUCUGGCGUUGCUGUGAGCUGUGGUGUAGGUCGCAGACGUGGCUCAGAUCCCGCGUUGCUGUGGCUCUGGUGCAGGCCGGUGGCUACAGCUCCGCUUCAACCCCUAGCCUGGGAACCUCCACAUGCCUCGAGAGCAGCCCAAGAAAUGGCAAAAAAAAAAAGAACUUCAACUUAUGAAUUUGGAGGGGACACAGUUCAACCCAUAACAUUUAUUCUGCAGCAUUAAAAAGAAAAAGCCCUUAGGUUGUGCCUUACCCCUUAGCCUGUUGGCCUCAGAAACAAAGGCUGAGAGCGCGGCUCAUAUAGACUCAAGGACAGGUGGAAACGGGCUCAGUCACAGAGAUGCCAGCCGCUCCUGCAGCAAGCUGACACUAUCCCUUUUCCAAAGGAAGACCCCAGAAUGUCAGCAGGGAGGUCUGACUGGACCGCUAAUGGCAGGUCAUAGAUCAGCACAGCAAGUUCUUCUGCGAUGUCGUACAGACGAGAACUAGAGAAAUACCGUGACCUGGAUGAAGAUGAAAUCCUUGGAGCCCUAACGGAAGAAGAGCUCAGGACCCUAGAAAAUGAGCUGGAUGAGUUGGACCCUGACAAUGCACUGCUGCCUGCAGGCCUGAGGCAGAAGGAUCAGACCACCAAGGCGCCCACGGGCCCCUUUAAAAGGGAGGAGCUCUUGGAUCACUUGGAAAAGCAAGCAAAGGAGUUUAAGGACCGAGAAGAUCUGGUCCCCUACACAGGGGAGAAGCGAGGAAAAGUCUGGGUCCCCAAGCAGAAGCCGAUGGACCCUGUGCUGGAAACUGUGACGCUGGAGCCAGAGCUGGAGGAGGCCCUGGCAAACGCCUCGGACGCAGAGCUGUGUGACAUUGCAGCUAUCCUGGGCAUGCACACGCUCAUGAGCAACCAGCAGUACUACCAGGCCUUGGGCAGCAGCUCCAUCGUGAACAAGGAGGGACUCAACAGUGUGAUCAAACCUACACAGUACAAGCCUGUGCCCGAUGAGGAACCAAAUGCAACAGACGUGGAGGAAACGCUGGAGCGGAUAAAGAACAACGACCCGAAACUUGAAGAGGUCAACCUCAACAACAUCCGGAAUAUCCCCAUACCCACCCUCAAGGCGUAUGCAGAAGCCCUGAAAGAGAACUCAUACGUGAAGAAGUUCAGCAUCGUGGGGACACGGAGCAACGACCCGGUGGCAUUCGCCCUUGCUGAGAUGCUCAAAGUGAACAAGGUGUUGAAGACGCUGAAUGUGGAGUCCAACUUCAUUUCCGGAGCCGGGAUCCUGCGCCUGGUGGAAGCUCUUCCAUAUAACACUUCUCUGGUGGAACUGAAGAUCGAUAACCAGAGCCAGCCCCUGGGCAACAAAGUGGAGAUGGAGAUCGUAAGCAUGUUGGAAAAAAAUGCAACGCUUCUCAAGUUCGGCUACCACUUCACCCAGCAGGGGCCCCGGCUGCGGGCAUCCAACGCAAUGAUGAACAACAACGACCUCGUGAGGAAGAGAAGGCUGGCAGACUUGACCGGGCCCAUCAUUCCCAAGUGCCGGAGUGGCAUCUAGUGUGUGCGGGUGCUGACCACGCCUUUGAACUGGACGUGUCCUACUGAUAAGCUGUGCUCUGCAGUGGAAACCGGAAGGCAAAGUGCCGGCACAGACCCUGCUGUGGUUCAGUUCUUUAUGCACUAAGGUUUUAGGUUAGCUAGUGGUUGUAGUUGAAACUUUUAUAAACUAUGGUUAAUGUGAAGUUUUUCUUUAGUCACAGAAGUUCAGUCUGGUUAUUAUUUAAAAACUAAGAAGCCCCUGAACCAGCAGAUCUUACUGAAGACGAUAUUAUAGCAGCAGUGACUUACCCCCUGGAGCCCCGUUUGGGUGGCCUUGCUGUGUGGUGUUUCAGGUGCAUUUAAAAUACGAGACAUGAAAAAACAGCACCCUCUUCCAUGUGGUUUAAAAGCGUUGUAAGAUACUUUAUUACAAAUUUGAUCUUAGCUCUCUAGAAAACGAGACAGAUCAACAUUCUUUAUUAACACUCCUUUAAAUUUUAAGAACCUCAAGAUUAAGGUUGCCAAACUGAUUUUUGGAUCAAGAACACAAUUUUUUUUCCCCCCUCAAGAAAGAAAGACUGAAGCGACAAAGCUCUGCCAGGAAUCAAAGAACAUAAGAUUCCUUAUACUGGAUACAAGGAAAUAAUACAAAAAGCCAAUGGUGGAAUUUCAAAUUUUUAAAACUGUCCUUUUUUUAUUCUUUUUAAAAAACCUAUUCCAGACAACAAACAUUUCCCUAUGUUCUUUAUGAACACCUGGGAUUUACUUACAAUUUGAUACCGGAGUCAGAAAAUUUCUUCCUUAUAUAUAAUGCCAAUCUUACAGUGGAUGUGAAACCUAUGGCCAAACACCUUUCUCUAUCGCACAGCGGACCAAUGCCUCAUGUGAGAUAAGACACUAGAGAGACAAAUUUCUAGUCUAUCAUGGCUUAAGCUUACAGAAUUCAACUACCUGUCAUGUCACUCAUUUGUCAAGUCACCGCUGAUCUCAUGCCUGUCAAUUAAGCCUCUCAAGACCAAUGGUGAAGACAAUCCAGAUGUUUAGGAAUCAGGAAACCUGGCCAAACCAUCCCUAGAUGAUUAUUCUUAAAAUGUAAUUUUGGCAUUUCUGCCGGAUCCCUUUUAACAUCAUGUGCAUCUCUUGAGAUCCAGCAAAAAUGUUAAGCUCAAUGCCCUUGUGCCUUUUAAUAUACCACAGUGCCAGUUAAACUAGUAUUUCUGUUGCUUGGGGAGUUAUUUUCAUGAGUGAUUCAGCAAAUCUUAUGAUAAAGGACAGGCCAAAGAGCUGAUGAGCACAGACUAAGCCGCAGAGCACUGCGCAGAGAGGCUUUUGAUGAAAAAGGGCAAGUCUUGCACACUGAACUGUAAUGACGUGGACAGUACAGGGUAACCAGAGGUGGAGCCAGGGCCUCACCACUAUGGAGGAGUAUCUACUGAGGCUGCAGAUGGGCCCGGGAGUGGCUCCAUGCUGCAGAGACGGCCAGCCCCACUCGGCUUCUCCUUGAAACACAAUUGCAGCUGUAUUCUGCAUCACUGGAAACUGCAAUAUAAUAUUAAAUCUGUUGGUCUAUGAAUGGGUGUUCAUGUGUUUUUUGGGACUUGUGGGCUAGGGACACAUGAUGGCCAGGAGACUGGGAAACCACUGUGGCAAUUCUGAAUAAGUUCACACAGAACGUCUUCUAAUCCUGAGGUGUUCACCUAAAAACUACUGCCUACAUGUCAGUGUCAUCGAGCUAAAGUGAAUCUCUCAAAGAGCACACUUAGGAGCUAAGGAUGUGGGUGCUGGGGGAAGCAGACUAGCACAGGGAAAUCUUUCACACAAACUAAAUCAAUAAAAAAUGAAGGUGGACCCACAUCUUUAAGACCAUCUCCACUGUCAGAUGAGCUGUUGGGCCAGACCAGGGAUGGCAAAAUUUUUUCUGUAAGGGCCAGAUCAUACAGGCAUACCUUGUUUUACUGCACUCUGCAGAUACUUUUUUUUUGUUUUGUUUUAUAAAUUGAAGAUUUGUGGUAACUCUGCAUUGUCAGAAAAUAGCAUUUUUUAGUAAUUUAAAAAUUUUUAGCAAUUAAAAAAUUUUAAAAAUUUUAAAUUAGGUUAUAUGCAUUUUUUAGACAUAAAGUUAUUGCACACUUAAGAGACUACAGCAUAAUGUAAGUGUAAUUUUUAUAUGUACUACAAAACCAAAAAAAAAAAAAAAAA